Gallus gallus (chicken) is the source of this 3165-nucleotide messenger RNA. RefSeq names its product phosphatidylinositol glycan anchor biosynthesis class Q (gene PIGQ). The transcript is spliced from 12 exons. Gene Ontology annotation, biological process: GPI anchor biosynthetic process. Gene Ontology annotation, cellular component: membrane; endoplasmic reticulum. NCBI's taxonomy places the organism in Eukaryota, Metazoa, Chordata, Aves, Galliformes, Phasianidae. The record is from RefSeq and is a predicted model, not a curated record. Bases 805 to 2616 code for a protein of 603 amino acids.
GGCAGCCGGAAGCGGGCGGCGCGGAGCGGUAGGCGGCGUUGGGCCGGAGAGGGGCGCGGGGCGGUGCGGGGCGGUGCGGGGCAGGGGGGCGCCACAGCAGCGCUGCGGGCGGGGCGGGGCGGGGGCGCCUUCCGUUCCGUGCUGCGUUUCCAGGCCUGGCGGCGCUAACGGCAGCGGAAAGAGCUCGGGGUUCCCGGGCUGGGAUUUACCCUGGGCUCCUUUCCACCGCUGCCUCGUCCCCUGCACGCCCGGACCCACAGCUGUGCCCCCAGCAGCCGUGCAGCCCGGAGUGCGUAGAAUGGCUUUGGUGGGAAGGCCCUCCCCAGCUGUGCCACCCAGGGCCCAUCUGUGGCCACGGGCACCUCCAGUGAUGGGCACCCACAGCUCUGGGCAGCAGCGCAGCGCCCCACCGCCCUCUGAGUCCAGGAUUUCCUCCUCACAUCUCACCUAAAUCUUUAGUUUAAAGCCUCCCCCCCCCCGGUCCUGGCGCUGUCUGCUGGUGGUGCAUGCACUGUGUGAGCAGGAGGUGCCCCAUGUUUGGCUGCAGAGGUAUUGGUGCGAGGUGGGAGCUGUGCACGGAUGCUGGGUGUCCCUCGUUCAUUUCCUUCUAUCUGGGAGCGUAUGUGGCUCCUAGCAAUGGUGUUCCUAACGAUCGUUAGGGGUUGGUGAUGCUGUUUGCUCAGUUGGACUGCAGAUCCCUCGCCCUUUCCAUGCCCACUGUGCUGCACCUUUCCAGUCUCAGGAUGUCACACCUGCCAGUUUUCUACCCUGCUUUUGGUGUCCCGUCCUCCGAGGAUUGCUGGCAUGGUCCUUAAGGUCUUCUUUCCUUCGUGCUGCUCCUCGGCAGAAAGCGGCAUUUUGAUCGGCCGCUGGAUCCCAGAGCAGAGCUCUGCUGUCAUCCUCGCCGUGGUCCAUUUCCCCUUCAUUCCUGUUCAGGUGAAGCAGUAUCUCAGGGAAGUCCAGCAGGUGACCAAGGUCAGCGUUUCUGUGCUCGGCUCAUGGAACAACAGCAAACAGGAGAAAGAAGAGAGUUUGAGUGAGUUCUUGGAGGACCUUGGGACGAUAUUCUCUCAUGAGCCGUGGAUUCAGAUAAGCAAAGAGGGAGACAGCAAAUUCUGGAACUGUUCUACCCUUCAGAAACAGCCUGACAACCACAGAGAGGAAGAAAUCAUCUUAGUGUAUUAUGACCAGCGUAAAGUCAUGCUUUCCCAUCUGCACCCCCCCUCGGACACAGCUGACCUCGGGGCAGAGGAUGCCUCCAAGCUCUCUGCCAUCUUUAACACAGUUGCAAGCAGCAAGGUGCUCUUCAUGACAGACAGAUACGACGAUGGGCCCAUUAAGAUGACCCACUGGCAGUCGGAUGGCAUUGAAGCAAGCAUCAUUGUGGAGCUGAUGAAGCAGGCCUCGGUGCCUGCCUGCAUGCUGCUGACGUUCCUGCUUUCCCUUGUCUCUGGGGUCUGCAACAGCAGGGUGCUGAAGUUUUGGCCUUUGUCUUUCUUGUGGAGCAAACUCUCAACCUGUGAGCAGCUGGGCCAUCGCCUGCAGCACCUCCAGGUCAUCAGCAGCAGCAAGAAGGCUCAAAACCAGACCCAGCUAAUGAGGAAAGCCAACAUCUUUGUCUCUUUGCUGAUUGAUGUGGCUCUGGGGAUACUGCUGAUGUCCUGGCUGUACAGAAAGAACCAGAUCGGUCACCUUGCUGACACUCUCAUCCCCGUGGCUGAUCAUGUAGCUGAAGAGCUGCAGGACCUGCUCCAGUGGCUGAUGGGAGCACCAGCUGGACUGAAAAUGAACCGAGCUUUGGAUCAGGUGCUGGGUCGUUUCUUCCUUUACCACAUCCAUCUCUGGAUUAGCUACAUUCACCUGAUGUCCCCAUUCAUCGAGAUGAUCCUCUGGUAUGUUGGUCUGUCAGCUUGCCUGGGUCUGACCGUGGCCCUCUGCAUCCUCUCUGACAUCAUUGCCCUUCUGACCUUCCACAUCUACUGCUUCUAUGUCUAUGGAGCGAGGCUCUACUGCCUGAAGAUCUAUGGCCUGUCAUCUCUCUGGCGCUUGUUCCGUGGGAAGAAGUGGAACGUCCUCCGGCAGCGGGUGGAUUCCUGCUCUUAUGACUUGGACCAGUUAUUUAUUGGCACACUGCUAUUUACCAUCCUGCUGUUCCUUCUGCCUACAACUGCACUGUACUACUUGGUGUUUACCCUGCUCUGUUUGCUGGUGGUGAUUGUGCAAGGCCUGAUCCACUUGCUGGUUGACCUGAUUGACUCUCUGCCCCUUUAUUCAAUCAUCCUUCGGUUCUGCAGAUCCUACAGGCUGGCAGCUGGUGUGAAGUUCAGAGUCCUCGAGCAGCAGGAUGGAAAACCUCUUCGACUCCUUAUGCAGCUCCAUCCUUGCAGGCACCCAUCGCUCGUCCUUCCUCUCUCCAUGGGCACAGGAGAGCUGAAGCAGGAGAGCAGAAAACUGGUCACUCAGGAGAGCAUGGGCACAGGAGAGCAGAAAACUGGUCACUCAUCAGUGGGCAAGAGAAAAAUUCAGCUUCUGAAAAAGCAGUGUCUCUAUCAACCCUCUGUCCUAUGGCAGUGUGGUGCAGACAUACAGGCUGCCGACCUACAGCUGUUACCCUAAGGAUUCCUGGACGUCCCUGUGCAAGAAGCUGUUCCUUGGAGAGCUGAUCUACCCUUGGAAACACAAAGGAGAGAAACAGGACUGAAAAAAAAAAAAAAAAAGCAGAAGAGCCAGGAUGGAAAGACUUGGUUAGAAAAGCUUAUUGACUCCUAACGCUUUUGGACCAAAGGUAUCUCAGAGCCAGCAGCUGCUGGAUCCUUUUAAUAACAGUUUGGUAACGUGGGAGGGGCUGAAUUUUUAAAGGCAAAUGUUUUUAAAUAUUAUUUGUCAACUUCCCAUUUCCCCUACAGUGUGUUUGAGCUGGUUUGGUUUCCAGGCUGUUUCUUGUUCAUGCAGCGUUCGUCCUACCCUGCCUGCUGUCUGCCUGCUGGCACCAGGGGCUAAUGAUUCUUCUUGGAGCAAAAGGUUAAACCUUUUUACCACCAGUGCCUCAUGGAACCAGCAUUUAGUGUAACCAAGGAAGUACCUCCUGAGUACUUGAUGCUGUAUACACCUUUUUGUGUGAGAUCACAGAGCCAUAUUAAAACCAACCCUUUGGGUGGUUCCAGA